Messenger RNA from Ictalurus furcatus (blue catfish), 2974 nucleotides. RefSeq names its product N-acetyllactosaminide beta-1,3-N-acetylglucosaminyltransferase 3. Gene Ontology annotation, cellular component: membrane. NCBI's taxonomy places the organism in Eukaryota, Metazoa, Chordata, Actinopteri, Siluriformes, Ictaluridae. The transcript has 3 exons. Gene Ontology annotation, molecular function: hexosyltransferase activity. The record is from RefSeq and is a predicted model, not a curated record. The coding region runs from base 728 to 1876 and encodes 382 amino acids.
UCAGAAAGACACUGGGGGAAAACGGCUCCAUGGAAGAGUGGCGAGGUGAAAACCACUGCUGACCCAGAAGAACAUCAAGACUCGUCUGAAUUUCACCAAAACACUCCUUGAUGAUCCUCAAACCUUUUGGGAGAAUGUUCUGUGGAUUGAUGAGGUGAAAGUGGAACUGUUUGGAAGACGGGUCCAGUUACAUCUGGUUUAAACCAAACAUCGAAUUCCACAAAAAGAUCAUCACACCAGCGUCUGGGCAACUUGCAGUAAUUGAGGGAAACAUGAAUUCUGCUCUCUACCAGAAAAUCCCAAAGGAGAAUGUCCGGUCUUCAGUCCGUAAGUUGAAACUCAAGCGUGACUGGAUUCUGUAGCAAGACAACGAUCCAAAGCGUACGAGUAAAUCCUAGUCCUAGAAGUAAGGCUUUUUCACUUCUGUAAUUGAAACCAGCAACAUGAAAAAUUUUUCAUGUGUUUCUGGGUGGAUCAAAGUGAAAUGUGUGUGUGUGUGUGUGUGUGUGUGUGUGUGUGUGUGUGUGUUUAAUUACACCCCCUGGCCAGGGAAGGGUGUAUAAAUCGCUAACUGUUGCCGAAAUGGUAAUGUAGACUUUGUUUCAGCACACACACACACACACACACACUCACACACUCACUCGUAGCUGAUGUUUUUCUCUUCUUCACUUCUUUCACAGAUCUGCUCUGUGUUUUCAGCACAUAUUACAGGUGUCCUCAGGUGAACAUGGAGAACGUCAGCUGGCUGUACAGUACCUGGGGCAGGAGACGAGCUCUGGACUCCAUGGCUCUGCUCAUUAUGAUCUCUCUGUGUUUGCUCCUGAUCCUGUAUAUCACCACGCCAGAAAAAUAUAACAAAAUCACAUCACAGAAGAUGGUUAGUCAGGCACAGCCUCUGGUGAUGGCGACUCCUAGGUGUGAACAAAACUUGUCAUUCGCUAACAUUAAGGAAUUUUCUACCUUUCCAACUCGUAUGCAGGACUUCCUGUAUUACCGCCACUGCAGGUAUUUCCCGAUGUUGCUCACCGUUCCUAACAAGUGCACCAUUCCAAAGAGGUCAGGAGAACCCUUUUUACUGCUGACCAUCAAAAGUUCACCGGAGAACUACGAACGGCGUUCGGUCUUGCGCAAAACGUGGGCGGCGGAGAGGCUACAGAACGGGAUGUGGAUCCGCACCGUGUUCCUGACCGGCACCACCGGGACAGGCUUCAAGAAGCAGAGGUUAAACAAACUCCUGAAGCUGGAGAACACGAGGUACCAGGACAUCCUGCAGUGGGACUUCACGGAUUCCUUCUACAACCUCACGCUCAAGCAGGUCCUGUUCCUGGACUGGAUGCAGAACUGGUGUCCCACUGCGGAUUUCCUCUUUAACGGAGACGACGACGUUUUCGCCAACACGGACAACAUGGUGGAGUUCCUCAAAGAGCAGAGCGAUAACAACGGAAGCAAACACCUGUACAUCGGCCAGCUGGUCCUGACCAGCCCACCUGUUCGGAACAAAAACAGUAAAUAUUUCAUCCCGGAACUGAUCGAGAAAGCCAACGUGUACGCUCCGUACUGCAGCGGAGGCGGCUACCUGUACUCCCGCUUCACUGCCAGGACCAUUCUCCAAAUGUCCCAGUCCAUCACCCUGAUGCCCAUUGACGACGUUUACAUGGGCAUGUGUCUGCAACGAGCCGGACUCCGACCCAUGAACCACCGUGGAGUCUGGGCCGACGGCCUCAUUAUUCCUUCUGACAAACUGGACAUUUAUGAUCCCUGCUAUUACCGUGAGAUUAUCCUCGGCCACAAAUUCUUACCUCAUCAGAUUUUCCUUCUGUGGGAUGAAAUACAUCGGAAAGAUUUGAACUGCUCAAAGAAAGAAGUUAAUCUGUAACACUUUAUUUAUUGUACAUUUUGAUAUGCUGAGAGAGUUUCUUCUGAGCAGCACCGGUUGUUCAGGUUUGUGCAUCACUGAAAUAAUAUGAAGAGCUGGAAUCUUUAAAUGGUAAUAUACAGCAUGAAGAAUUUCACUUGUCCUGAUUUCCUUUUGUUUCCUCGCUGUACGUUGUCGGGUAACUGCCCCCUCGGACUGUAUAACUUUGUAUUAUUAUACCGUCUUAUGUUAUGGUUAUUAUACUGUCUUAGGUUAUGGAAUAUUUACGUUUACUGCAGCCGUGGGGAAAAGUUUUAUAAAGGAUUAUUAACCUAAUGUGAUCUUCAUCUGAGUUAUAAUAAUAAAUAAAUACUCAUUUAUUUGCCAGAAAGAAGCAUUAGUCUUAUUUAACAAACAACACAUUCAACAUUUUGAGUAUUUUGAGUUAAGGAGAAUAAAGUCACUGUAGCCAGGUGAUAAACGACUGUCUGGAUUCUGGAUCCGUCUCGAUGAAUAAAUCAGAUCAAAUAUAGCUGUCACGCAAUUCAAAAAGAUGCAUACAGUGGAAUAAAUACUGUAUAAUGCCUGCAGGACCGGGGCUGAAGGAACAGAGCAACGCGUUUGUUUGUUUCUUUGUUUGUUUUUGACACCACGGCGUUGCUGAGUUCUGGAUUGAGAUUGGUCAGAAGGUGUUGAUUAAUUCUCUAUAACAGCAGCUCUGACAGUAGCGCAGCUGCAAAUCACAGGUUUAUUUAUAAUUAAUGCGUUCGUUUUAAUACGUUAUCGUUUCUAUAGUAACACCUCAUUCACAAGGACGUGUACGGCAGACGCUCCACUGAUAAUAAAUUGAUUCAUGUUUAUUAUGUUUAUGAAGCCUUAAUGGAAGGAGUCAGGACAGAGGAGUUUACGCCUGUUUGAGGUUUCUCAGCAACACAACAUUUUUAUUUAUUUAUUUUUGACUUAUUAACUUGAAGAGGGAGAAUAGAGAGAGGGAACAACUUUUUAUAGCUGCUAUAACGUAAGUGACAACAGGAACUAUCUCGUUUCAUUCCUAUCUGAACCUUUAUAAAUGGAUAAAAAGUAUGAUAUGUUGUUUAAUAAAUAAAAAAUUGUACAGUU